AUGGGUUCGAGCAACAUCAGCAGCCUGUCCGCAUGUCAAGAGCAGAACACGGAAGCAUGGAUGCUGCCAUCCUGCAACGAGUACCUGUGCCCUUUGCUGCCCCUGCGCUUGCUCAUCCCAGUGACUGCCGUCUGCCUGGCUUUACUGGUCCUCGGUGUGGGUGGCAACGUGUUGACCGUGGUGGUGACAAGCUACUCCCGAGAGCUGCGCAACACCACCAGUCUCUACCUGGGCAGCUUGGCUGUCUCCGACCUGCUGCUGCUCCUCCUGGGGCUGCCACUCGACUUGUACCGGCUCUGGCGCCCUGACCGCUGGGUGCUGGGGACGAUGCUGUGCCAGGUAUGGCACUGGUCUGGCGAGGCGUGUGCCUACUGCUCCAUCCUGCACCUGACGGCACUGACCGCCGAGCGCUAUAUCGCCAUCUGCUUCCCGCUGCGGGCCAAGCUGCUGGUGACGCAGCGACGCGUGAAGGCCCUGCUGCUGGUGCUCUGGACCGUGGCGUCACUCUCCGCUGCACCCUUCCUGUUCCUCGUGGGCGUCCAGCAGGUCGGCAACAUCUCCAGCGAUGGCGGCUUCAGACGUGAGUGUGGCCCCACCACGUAUGCCCAAGAGACGGGACUGCUGGGCACCAUGCUCGGGGUCACCACUCUCUACUUCGUGCUGCCCUGUCUCUGUCUCUACAUUCUCCAUGGCUUAAUCGCUAGGGAGCUUCUGCGGGCCAGUAAGGCACAUCUUGGGGGGGCAUCGUACCGGAACCACCAGCAAACUUUGCGCAUGUUAGUUGUGUUGGUUCUGGCUUUUGUAAUUUGCUGGCUGCCCUUCCACAUCGGUCGGAUGAUAUACAUCAACCCCACGAAUUCCAACAUGAUGUAUUUCUCCCAAUAUUUUAAUAUUUUUGCAUUACAACUUUUCUACUUGAGUGCUAGUAUCAACCCCAUUCUUUACAACUUCGCCUCAAAGAAAUACAGAGCUGCAAUUUACAAGCUACUGGUGACCACCAAGUCUACAGAAAGGGCUUCUACUAUUACCAAAGAGACUGCUGGCUACCUAGAGAUUAGUGGACAAUAA
This is a messenger RNA of Varanus komodoensis (Komodo dragon), 1068 nucleotides long. It is a transcript of the gene MLNR, whose product is annotated as motilin receptor. The transcript is spliced from 2 exons. Gene Ontology annotation, biological process: G protein-coupled receptor signaling pathway. Lineage: Eukaryota; Metazoa; Chordata; Lepidosauria; Squamata; Varanidae. Bases 1 to 1068 code for a protein of 355 amino acids. Gene Ontology annotation, molecular function: G protein-coupled peptide receptor activity. Gene Ontology annotation, cellular component: plasma membrane. The record is from RefSeq and is a predicted model, not a curated record.